UUGUGUAAAACGGAUGUCCCUUACGAAAUCGUUACGUGCGAUUUUAAUGUAAAAUUUACUGUUUUGGAAUUUUUUGGAACUUUGUUGGUUUAUUAUUCGAUGGUUUUUAAGUUUUUAUGGUUGUUGGUUUGAGAAGAGUUGUUGGUUUUUGAAGUUUUCGGUGUUAAAAACUGUUUUUUGUACUGCAAGGAGUGUAAGGAAGACUGAAUAUGAUUAUUUUUGGAAAUUGAGUGAUGUUUUUGUGUUGUAAAGGGAUGAAUAUUUACAGUUGAGAGGUCACCCAAAAAUGUACUGAGCGCAUUAAAAAUGGAUUCCCCAGUCUCCUCUCAAGACAAUGACAUAGAAGUGAACGUGGUCUCCGGCGCCAGUAGUCCGGAUAUCCCCUCCUCACCCUCUAGAAAAGAACAGAGUUACUACGACAUCAAGAAGGACAAAGAAGAGAAGGCGACGGGUAGCGCUCCUUACACCAGCUUCUCUAUUAGUUCUAUAUUGAACAGAACUGAGCCUAGAAGAGACUCGAAUGUUCUAGAAGCAGCGUUGGCUGCUAAUCAUUUUGGAAAUGCGAACGACGCCAUGCUGUCCAGAUUAGGCCUCAUAUCGCAAUGGAGCGCGCUUGCGGGCCGAUAUGGAGGCCUUGUACCUGCGCCUUGGUACUGGCAGAGGCCUCAUGAGAGGACUCCCCCUAGAGAGGAUUCCACCACCAACGAGGAAGGUUCAGCUGCCGGUUCACCCAGACUGCGCAGUCCACCGCGACCCCCUUCACCUCCCUCCCCCUCCCGCUCCUCCCCCCGCUCCCCACGUCUCCACCCCGCGCUCUACCCCCAGCAACAAGACCCUCAAGACUCCGACCCUGACAUCGACGAAUCCGACGACUUCGACAAAGAUGAGAAGAGAGAUCCAAACUCAAGCUUAGGAAAGAGAAAGAAGAAAACAAGGACAGUCUUCUCCCGCUCCCAAGUCUUCCAGCUGGAGUCAACCUUCGAUAUGAAACGCUACUUAAGCAGCUCUGAACGAGCAGGUCUAGCUGCAAGCCUCCAUCUAACUGAAACGCAAGUGAAGAUAUGGUUUCAGAACCGUCGUAACAAAUGGAAGAGGCAGUUGGCUGCGGAAUUGGAAGCAGCUAAUAUGGCCCAUGCGGCUCAAAGACUGGUUAGAGUGCCGAUUUUGUACCACGAGUCUAGACCGACCUCUAUGCCGCAUACUCCUUUGGCGAUACAUCCCCAGUUUUCGAACGAAACAGGCGUGUACUUCCCCCCUCAAGCGCCUCAGCAGCUGCAACCGCUGCCGUCGUCCCCAGUAACUUCCAGAGCACCGCUGUCUAGUCUAGUAUAGUGUCAGUUUGAAGCUGCUAGAAGGGACGCGGCUGAUUUUUAAAUAUCGAACGUGGAUGUGUUUUCUUUUUUGCUACAGACUAUUUAGUGAUUGACAUAUAAAUCGAAUGCCAAAUCGAAUCGAGAAAACUUGUUUUUUUUUGUUGUGAGUAGUUAAUUAGAAUUAAAUGUAACGUACAAAGUCGUUGUCAUUCCAAAACUUGUAUAUUGUUGUAAAUAUAAUUGGACUAUAAUAUAAAUAAUAAUAUAAUGAAUGUUUUAAUAUUUUUCCUGUAUUUAUUCUGUGCUAAACUAGCUAAAUAUUGUUGUAAAUAGAUUUACGAUCGAUUCCUAUUGUCGAUGUAUUUGUGAUCGAUAAGUUGCUUAGAUAGGGUUGCAUUGGUAAAAUGUAUACCAAAAAGAUGUACCUAAAUGAGAAAUACUUUUGGUUUCAAUGUUCACAAAACAACAAAAUGGGGUAAAUUGGCAUUACAAUAUGCUAAUUUAAAACAAAAUUAACCUCGACCUUUUAGUUGUGAUGGAGUAUUUUGAGUUUGACGGUCUCCAUAACGCAGUGGUAUGCGCAGUGGAUUUAUAAGACGGAGGCCCUGGGUUUAAUCCCCGGCUGGGCCGAUUGAGGUUUUUUUAAUUGGUCCAGGUAUGGUUAGUGGGAGGCUUCGGCCGUGGCUAGUUACCACCCUACCGGCAAAGACGUAUCGGUACGAUGUCGUGUAGAAACCGAAAGGGAUGUGGAUUUUCAUCCUUAUUCUAACAAGUUAGCCCGCUUCCAUCCUAGAUUGCAUCAUCACUUACCAUUAGUCGAGAUUGUAGUCAAGGGCUAACUCGUAAUGAAUAAAAAAGAAAAAAAAAAUGUUUUUCUCAGUCUCAAUGAUUUGUAUUAUUUAUAAUGAGUCAGUUAUAAAUAUAACAUGAUAUACCUUUUAUCAAUUACUUUGUUUGAUAUUCUAAACCAGCCCCUGUAGCCAAAUGGCACGUCGAUUUUCUUUCUACGAUCGCUAACGCUUCGAAAACUAGAAAGAUGUAUGGGAAUGACAGAUCUUGAUCACGUGACCUGUCGAUAGCUAAUGUCAUUCCCAUACAUUUUUCCAGUUUUCGAAGCGUUAGCGAUCGUAGAAAGAGUACCUACUAAGCAAUUUAUCGAUGUAGCGUUAAGGAUUAUAGGAAUUGUAAGUUAGUAGGUGAAUAUGGAAAUUUGCUUUUCGCAUUGUGCUAUUUAUUUUUAACAUAGUGUAUUAAUAAAUUGUAAAGAUUUUUUUAAUAUUCGAAAGACAGGAUUUCUAUGUUUCAUUCUAGUCUGUGAGUGAUUUAAAAAAAGGGAAUUUUCCACAUAUUUAUGUCACUGACGGAAUAAAUAAUCAAUAUACUCUUGAGCAGUUGCAAUAAUCAGUUUCAAAAUUUAUGAAUCUAUGAAUAUUUGUGCAGUCUUGCACAUAACUUUUCAACCCAGUAGACUAUCUCUGUUUCAAAUCUUGACUAUAUAAUUGGAUAUGUCAACACAUACAUACGUUUGACAUUCGUACGCCAGAACCGCGUGCCGAUUCGCAGUCUAAGCCAUCAUUCACACUAGAGAAUUUUUUUACUUUCAUUUAUUUAUUACUUCUUUUUUUUACAUUUUUAACAAUAUAAGUAUAAAAACAAAACAUUAUUAAAAAUUUAUUUAAAAAACUCACCCUCCCGUUGCGGGACAUUUGAGUGCCCAAGCAACCGGUGGUCAGGGCUCCAGAGUGAGGAACCUCCUCACAAUACGCGCCGUCUCAAGAAUCACUGCCUUUUGUAUGCGACUCUUGAUCCAACAGUUAAGCGAAAGCUUCUUAAGGUGUUGGUCGAAGCUUUUCGCUAUAAAACCAUUGACUGAAACAACUAUCGGAACAAUAAUAGUUGACUCAACAUUUCACAUGGCGGUGAUCUCGUGAGCAAGGUCCAAGUAUUUUGAUACUUUUUCCUUUUCGGCUUUAACCAGAUUAUCGUCAUGUGGAACUGUAAUAUCAACAAUUAUUGCACGACGCACUGACCGAUCGAUUAGCACUAUAUCAGGUCUAUUGGCUACAGUAUACCUGUCAGUGAUAAUCGAACUAGAGAAUUAUAUUUACGGACGUUAAAAAAGCGUUCAAAUACGUCAAAUGCUCUCCUAAGUACCUAUGUUAUAUUAUUAUGUAUGUUGUAUUAUGUUAUAUUAUUGAUUGUAUGCAAUGUUCACACAACAGCGUUUUUAAAACAUGACUUUGGACGUUGGAAAUAGACCUUCAUUUAACUUCAUGCUUUAUUUGAAUGCUUUUUAACGUCCGAUAAAAAACUCUAGUACGACUAGGGCUUAAGAUAUUAGACUAAGGCUGGCAGCAUACAUUCUUUUUCCGUGUUCGGAAAACCGAACGCAUGAAAUCAAUCUAAAAAUAAUAAAUGACGCACAUGUAAAUAUUUUUCCGAACGGAAAAUAUUCCGCGCGUACGUAAAGAAUGUGAGCCCUUGCGAUAAUAUACCUACAUUCCGAAUGAAGAAAAACGUAAAGUUUGCGUUAGUCUCAUAAGUCAGUUACACCGCCUCCCGCCUCGUACAUCGUCUCGUACUUCGACGAGUCCUCGUCUCGCGUGCCCGCUCUAAACGCGAGCGUCGCGAAUGGUGAGACGAAUUACGAGUGCACACACACCCUAACUUUGCCUCGCGGCUCGUCUCGCCGCUCUUGCGAGAGUGUAAAUGAGGUAUCACGAAAUUCCAAAUCGAAAUAAAUCGGAAAACGUAUACGGAUAACGAGUGUAUGGCUUUAGAUCAUUGCGACGGUUGCUGUAAAUGCGUCUAUUCUUUACAAAGUCUUCGAGAGUAGUGUUGUGUUGUUACGUCAUUUAAAAUAAAUGACACCUUGAACUCGUCCACUCUAGAAUGGAAUAGAAAUCUUUGAAUGUAAGCUAAAACUCGGCCAGUAUGUUCUUGUUAUGUUGUUAAUAAAUAUACCGCUGUUAAUAUUUUAGAUUGUGAUUAACUUAAUAACAUGCAAUUUUCAGGAAAAAACGUAAACAAUAAAGUAAACGUUAACAGGUAGAUUUAUUUGUCACUGUACUUACCUUCUGGGUUAUUAAGUCUACACAAUAAAUAGGGAAUUUACCCAAUUAAGAACCUUAAAGAGUGAAGUGUCAUUACAAUUAAGCAAUUAUCAGAUAACCAUUUGGUAAAUACCAGAUAACCAUUUGCUAGAACCAGUUAGCCUAUUCACUAACUUUAGUAUAUUAACCACCUAAUAUAAUUAACUUGAAAUCAAUAACAACUGUAUUUAAAUUCUUAUUCCGUAAAGCCGUUAAUCGCAAUGGCAAACACAGUGGUUAGUAAUUUUGAUCAGUUAGCAAAUUAAUAGAGAUUACGAAAUCACGUGACUUAAGAAUUACUAACAAUAACUAAUUGGUGUAUAUCCACCAAAGUUAUUCAUCAAGUUAGUGAUUAGACCAGCGGGAAAGGUUCUCAAUUAGUGUUCUAUUUAUCGUGUAGGCUAAUCUUAAGUUACAUAUUUACAAAGGGUGUGUCUCUAUUUGUAAUGAAAAACAAAUUUAGCUUUUUUCCGCAAAUAUCUGAAAAAAUACCCUUAUAAAAAGAGAUUAUUUUCCAUAUAACUUACAUAUUUUUGUUGUUGUUGUUUAGUUGCUAAUAAAAAGCUACUUCCAACCCUAGUGUGUCAUGAUCGUAUUGUCAAUCAAAUCAACUAAUACUAUAUAUGCAAAGAUAAGUUAUGUUUUACUCCUUAAUUACCCACUUAAAACCGAUCAUCAUGACGUGAUGUACCUAUACAACAAUAGUCAUAGGGUAUUUUUCGUCCUGAAGGGAAAUAUUGUUCAAUUAAUGUUAUUGUAAUAAUUAUGUAAAACUUUGUUAAAGUGAAAGAGCGCUAACUUUAUUGGAUCUUCAGCGUUAGUCCUCAUUCGCACGAGAGUUAAAAAAGCGAUACGUUAAAACCCAGCGUUGGCGGUUUUAUUAACGUUCUUAUUUAAUUCAUGGUCUAUUAUCAACGCCCUAAAAUUGAAAAUACCACACUGCUCGAUAAAAAAACGUCGUAUUUUGAAAACGCUGUCGUGUGAACAUAUACUUGGGAAUGCGUUUGUUGUAUUUGAACGCUUUUUUUUAAAAAACUUGCAUGCGAAUGAGGCCUUAAUCUGUGACUUUAUUUUUGUAACUCCACAGUGUGUUUCAAAUUCGUCUCUAUUUGCGGAAAAUUGCAAAGUUAAGUAAUUAUACCUACUGCCUAGGUACAUAAACAUGACUAGAGUAUUCUGUAAUCAUGUUUUACUGAUACGAUAUAUGUCAGACUUUUGCGGAAAAUUGCAAAGUCAUAAUUGUACCUACUGUCUCCUUAGUUUCUUUGUUUUUUUAUAUUUAUUGUCAAUGUAAUUAGAUCGUUUGCUGGCCUAAACGCUUGCUAAAAUAAACUAAAAUAAAAUAAUUAAUGUUAAUAGAAGUUGACUAUCUUCGUAAUACAUUAAGUAUGGUAAUAUUGCUGGGAUGAGAUGGUAAAUAAAAUCAUGCAAUAAU
Bicyclus anynana (squinting bush brown) is the source of this 5840-nucleotide messenger RNA. RefSeq names its product homeobox protein HMX3-B-like. Gene Ontology annotation, cellular component: nucleus. The transcript is spliced from 4 exons. The coding region runs from base 307 to 1332 and encodes 341 amino acids. The record is from RefSeq and is a predicted model, not a curated record. Gene Ontology annotation, biological process: regulation of transcription by RNA polymerase II. NCBI's taxonomy places the organism in Eukaryota, Metazoa, Arthropoda, Insecta, Lepidoptera, Nymphalidae. Gene Ontology annotation, molecular function: RNA polymerase II transcription regulatory region sequence-specific DNA binding; DNA-binding transcription factor activity, RNA polymerase II-specific.